AUGGCUUCAUGUGCCUUGUCAGAGGACGAUAUUCCCGGCGCUUCCCUGGCUGGAAGAGAACCUGCGACUUUGAAAAACGAAGAACUCCGGUUCUGUUUGAAACGUCGCGGAGUUUCGUUGAAGGGUUUGAAAACCAAGGCGUCACUAGUAAAGAGAAAAUCCUUUUCCUUCAAUAAAUGGUUGAAGAGAAUAGAAAGUCUCUCCGAAACAAUAGAACAAGGCGACGUCAGCAAAGACAUCAACCCGAGUGUUUACGGUGAAUCACAACCGAAGUAUCCGUCAGAUGGCUGGUCUGUCGAUCUCACCAGAAUGCCUUUCUUCACUCGCGCAGAAGUAAAUGAACAUAUAUCAAAGUCAGGGAAAUAUAUUGACUCCGACAUCAGCGCCCACUCUGUUCCAACGAGUGUUAGAAAAGCAACUACAUUUCUUCAAGACGAAUACUUGAAAGAAAUCGUGGCAGCAAGUGACGACAGUUAUUUUUAUUUCAAGUCGGAAUGUCACCACAGUUUCAAAAAGAAUGAUCCACUUCAUAACUUAAAAGGAACUCUGUGCAUUGUAAGUGGUAAGGUAGAACAUGCACACUGUACCUGUGUUGACGGUGCAAUUAGUGUUAGCCUUCAUGAUGAAAGUCUGAAGUUCACCUUGCAUCAAUGCAAGAGUAUCAGUGACGUAGACAGUGAAGAUGACGUACAGCCAAAACAGGCUUGCACAUCAAUGUUGCAACAAUGGCAUUGAAAGGAUAGAGGGAACACCAUAGUUCUACAACCAGCUAUGGAGGUUGUGGUUCACAAAACUCAUAAGGACUUAGACAGAUCUUCAUCAAGAGAACCUGGGGUGAGGUGUCUAUUAUACGAAGCCAGGACAA
This is a messenger RNA of Pocillopora damicornis (cauliflower coral), 865 nucleotides long. RefSeq lists its product as uncharacterized. The record is from RefSeq and is a predicted model, not a curated record. Lineage: Eukaryota; Metazoa; Cnidaria; Anthozoa; Scleractinia; Pocilloporidae.